Messenger RNA from Dendrobium catenatum, 531 nucleotides. RefSeq names its product probable E3 ubiquitin-protein ligase XBOS34. The transcript has a single exon. NCBI's taxonomy places the organism in Eukaryota, Viridiplantae, Streptophyta, Magnoliopsida, Asparagales, Orchidaceae. The record is from RefSeq and is a predicted model, not a curated record. The coding region runs from base 1 to 531 and encodes 176 amino acids.
AUGGCCAUCAAUGCUUCUAUACAAACAGCUUUAGUAGAGGGUGUCUCUCUUCCUCAUGGGCAACAAGUUUCCCCAAUCGAUGCCACAAAUGAUUGGGGUAGCUCCUCUGCAAACCCAAAUGCCAGUGCAGCACAGCUUCACACAGGACAAACUGAAGCCCCAGCUGUCUCUUGCUCUUCUCAGGAAUCACGUCCUUCUAUAACAGUUCCUUCAGCUCCGCCAAUUUUGGAUGAGGCAGUGUACGGAGGUCCCAUUCACUAUCCAUCUAUAGAUUCCAGCCCUGUUUAUUUCACUGUGCCACCAAUUGAAAGGAGUGCUAUAAACAGUAUUGAAACGAAGGAAGAUGAUGAAAACAAUGCUUCAUCUUCCACAUGUGUGAUCUGCUUGGAUAAGCCGGUGGAAGGUGCUUGCAUUCCAUGUGGUCAUAUGGUUGGAUGCAUGUCAUGCUUGAAAAAGAUCAAAGAGAAGAAAGGGGACUGUCCAGUUUGUCAUGCCAAAAUUGAUCAAGUUAUGAGGCUUUAUGUUGUUUGA